CACGUCACAAACCAGAAUGCGGAAACACGUGGUUUUUGACUGACUAACGUUAUUUCCUCAUAUGAAUUUACUAAAAUAUUACUUGUUAUGACUUCGACGGAUAUUAACACAACAGAUAGGAUGCAGAGUUCCAAGGUGUUGACCCUGGUGAUGGUGGUCCAGCCUGGCAGGGUCCUGCUGGGCAUGAAGAAGCGAGGAUUCGCCGCUGGGAGGUGGAACGGUUUUGGAGGCAAGGUUGAAGAUGGAGAAACUAUUGAGGAAGGAGCAAGGAGAGAACUCCUUGAAGAAAGUGGCCUCACAGUGGAUGCUCUCGAAAAGGUGGGAAAUAUAAAGUUUGAAUUUGUCGGAGAGACGCAGCUGCUGGACGUUCAUAUUUUUAGAGCGGACUCGUACAACGGAGAACCAAUUGAAACCGAAGAAAUGAGACCCCAGUGGUUCGACUGGGACAAAAUCCCCUACAGCCAAAUGUGGCCCGACGACAUCAUGUGGUUCCCCAUGCUGCUGCAGAAGAAGAAGUUUUCUGGCUACAUGCUCUUCCAGGGCCAUGACGUGAUCCUCAGCCACAAGCUGGAGGAGGUGGACGAGCUGUGAGGGGGAGGAGCCGUUUGUGAUCUUCAUGAAGCAGCCCCUCAUGCACAGCUGCUUCAUCAGAGGGCCCGUUUCAAUCCGUUGUGUUCACCGAAGAGACAGCCCAGCUUUGGCUGGAGUUCGUUCCAUACUUCGCCCAUCUGGAAGAAAUUGUUUUAAUGAACUUACUCUGGAACAAAUAAUGCCCACUUCAUCUUUACAAAAAAAAAGACAAAGAACAACACUGCAAAAAGUCAGUGUUCAAAAACAAGAAAAAAAUUAGGGGUAUUUUAUUUGAACUAAGCAAAAUUAUCUGCCAAUAGGACAAGAAAAUUUGGCUUGUCAAGACUUUCCAAAACAAGUAAAAUUAGCUAACCUCAGGUAACCCAAAAAUACCUCAAAAUAAGUAAAUUCUCACUAAUAACAAGUGCACUUUCUUGGUAAAAAAUAAGAGACCUUUUUGCGCAAUAUGUUGAAAAAUGUUCUUAAACGAAGUAAAUGCUAGUGCCAUUAUCUUGACAUAAUGUUAUGCGCUCAGCAUUACAUUUCUUGAAACCAGCAAACUUAUACUAAAAACUAAUUUAUUGUUCUUAAUGGAAAGGCAACAAGGCAACCGCUUGUUACUCUCGGGGUCUCCUAGCCGCUCAGGCAAAUCAUAUGGUCUAAAAAUGCAUUUUUCCAUCGAUAACAUGACAUCAUCGCGCCAAGUGCGUGCUCUUUCAGUCAAUUAGUGCGCAUAUAUACAGCCCGGCCCCCAGCCAACAUUUUUUUAAUUGUAAUUUGGAAGAAUUUAUCUGAAUGUGCAUGAAUUAUACUAC
Molecule: messenger RNA, 1385 nt
Organism: Entelurus aequoreus (snake pipefish)
Lineage: Eukaryota; Metazoa; Chordata; Actinopteri; Syngnathiformes; Syngnathidae
Product: oxidized purine nucleoside triphosphate hydrolase-like
Exons: 5
Coding region: 88-591 (167 amino acids)
Biological process (GO): DNA protection
Molecular function (GO): 8-oxo-7,8-dihydroguanosine triphosphate pyrophosphatase activity
Source: RefSeq, a predicted model, not a curated record